This is a messenger RNA of Anopheles nili, 1614 nucleotides long. RefSeq names its product tyrosine-protein kinase Src64B (gene Src64B). NCBI's taxonomy places the organism in Eukaryota, Metazoa, Arthropoda, Insecta, Diptera, Culicidae. Gene Ontology annotation, molecular function: signaling receptor binding; ATP binding; non-membrane spanning protein tyrosine kinase activity. The record is from RefSeq and is a predicted model, not a curated record. Gene Ontology annotation, biological process: innate immune response; cell surface receptor protein tyrosine kinase signaling pathway; cell differentiation. The transcript has 4 exons. Gene Ontology annotation, cellular component: extrinsic component of cytoplasmic side of plasma membrane. Bases 1 to 1614 code for a protein of 537 amino acids.
AUGGGCAACAAAUGCUGCAGCAAGCGACAGGAUCAAGAACUAGCGCUUACGUAUCCCGGCGGCUACAAAAAGGGCGACAACAGCUUCAACUCGAACCUGUCCGGACCGAAGCACAACAAUGGCGGCUCGAUCGAUUCGCGCUACACUCCGGAUCCGAACCGGGGCCAGCUUAUAAAGCACCCCAAAGGCGGUGUAGACAUCAUCCGGCCACGAACGACGCCACUCCUGCCUGGUCAUAACACCCGAAGGAUAGUUGUCGCUUUGUACAAUUACAAUGCCCGCGAAGAAACCGAUGUCAGCUUUGUCAAGGGUGACCGCAUGGAGGUCCUGGACGAUACGGAGUCGGACUGGUGGCGCGUAGUACAUCUAAAGACUCGCCAGGAGGGGCUGAUCCCGUGGAACUUUGUUGCUGAAGAUCGUAGUGUUAACAGCGAAGAUUGGUUCUUUGAGAAUGUCUCGCGAAAGGAAGCCGACAAGCUCUUGCUCGCGAACGAGAAUCCGCGAGGCACCUUCCUGGUACGACCGUCCGAGCACAAUCCGAACGGGUUUUCACUCUCGGUUAAGGACUGGGAGGAAAGUCGCGGUUAUCACGUGAAGCAUUACAAGAUCAAACCGCUGGAUAAUGGAGGUUAUUACAUAGCAACGAAUCAGACGUUCCCAUCGCUGCCAGCGUUGGUGAUGGCGUACUCAAAGAACGCUCUCGGAUUGUGCCAUGUGCUGUCUAGCCCGUGUCCCAAGCCACAGCCGCAAGUGUGGGACCUUGGACCCGAACUGCGUGACAAGUGGGAAAUCAAUCGCAACGAAAUCCAGCUCAUUCGCAAACUCGGCCACGGUAACUUUGGCGAAGUGUACUACGGCAAGUGGCGAAACAACAUCGAGGUUGCGGUGAAGACGCUGCGCGAAGGAACUAUGUCUACGCAGGCAUUCUUGCAGGAGGCCGCAAUAAUGAAGAAGUUCCGUCACAGCCGGCUGGUGGCCCUAUACGCGGUGUGCUCGAAGGAGGAACCGAUCUACAUCGUGCAGGAGUACAUGUCGAAGGGUAGCCUGCUCGAUUUCCUACGUACUGGCGAUGGACAGUUCCUGCAGUUCGAGGAUCUGAUCUACAUCGCGGCCCAGGUGGCGUCCGGCAUGGAGUACCUUGAGCUGAAACAGCUGAUCCAUCGUGAUCUUGCCGCGCGGAACGUGCUUAUCGGCGAGAACAACGUGGCGAAGAUCUGUGAUUUCGGCCUAGCGCGCGUGAUAGCGGACGACGAGUACUGUCCAAAACAGGGCUCUCGGUUCCCGGUCAAGUGGACUGCACCGGAAGCGAUCGUGUACGGCAAGUUCUCGAUCAAAUCGGACGUCUGGUCUUAUGGUAUUCUGCUGAUGGAGUUGUUUACCUACGGUCAGGUGCCGUACCCGGGCAUGCACAGCCGUGAAGUGAUCGAACAGAUCGAGCGUGGCUACCGCAUGCCCAAACCUACCGCCCAUCACCUGCCGGACGACAUCUACAGCUUGAUGUUGAAGUGCUGGGAUGCGAUACCGGAUAAGCGACCGACUUUCGAGUUUCUGAAUCACUAUUUCCAGAACUUUACCAUCACCUCCGAAGUACCAUAUCGAGAGGUACAGGAUUAA